AUGAAGAUCGCCAACUAUUCUCUGGUCCUACUGGGCUGGGUGACUACCUGCAGUGCUGUAGAUGACUUACCACAGCUUACUAGGGAUUUUAUCUCUAAUUUUAACAAAAACGCUGGCGAGUGCACCACCCGAGAAGAUAUGCAUGCAGCAAACUUGGGCUCAGGCGGAUCGGCGGUCCAAGAGCAAAAGCGAGAAAUUGAUUUCCUCUCAACACUUGGCACUCAUCCCAAUCCUACUCCGUCGCCAUCCUCCGGGAACUGGGGGGAAACUCAUCCCCGAGAAGUUCCUACAGAGGCUCACAGUGGAACGAAGCGUCCUUUUGAAACUCACCUUCCGACGCCAUCGACCAAAAGGAGGAAACAAGACGAGAUUCAAAAUCAACCGCAAACAAUCGAUCUUUUGCGGAACUUAGAACACGGUCCACCAGACCCCCAAACUUUUGAUGACAUCCUGCACAAGGCUGUAUACGAUACGAAAAGUGUUCUUAAUCAAGCGCAACGCGUGUUAAAUAGCCGAAGGAUUACCGAGCUCCUGGAGCGGGCCGUGAAGUAUGUUGAAACGCUAAAACCCCGGACUACUCCUGUUCACGUACAAAAUGGGGGACAUUUUGUGCCCCCGAUGCCAGGCAACCCAGCCAGCUUUCGACAGCCUGUUUUCGUUCAUGGUACCCCUCACGUUCCUGAUCCGACGUCAGACGACAUGGCCGGGCGUUUAUCAAAUAUACUAGCUGUCUCCUCGCAUAGGGCACAACGACAUUCUGACUCGGCUUCUGUUCAGGUAGCAAAUCAAAGAAAUAAACGUCGAAUAAUUUUUGCUGAUACUCGCACCGAGCAACAGAGGCAACUUCCGGCGCUCAAAACCAGCCGAACGGAUAGAACUCAUGAGGGAUCUUCAUUACGCUCUAACCCCAAGAACUUAGACGACUCUCUUGCAAACCUGAUCUUCAACAGAUUGGCUUCCCGUCAAAAAGAGAUCGCAAAAGAACCUGUUGAGAAUCCUCAACUCGACAUUUCUCUUGCGAGUCAACCAUCAAGUAGUCGCAAUGACCAGUUUACGAGACUUGAAUUUACUCAUGAUGUUCUUGAAGCACGCCGCUGGUUAUCCGAAGACCAGGAUAUAAUUGCCAAAAUAAAAGCUUUCAAUCCGAAUGAAAAUAAGCUCGUCAUUUAUGAGAAAGACUACGGCGGUAAAAACGGUGCUGUGGAGAUGUUCUUGAGUUGCUAUUAUCGGACCAGAAAUGGCGCGUCUGAGUUUCGGGAAAUGAUGGGAAACAAGGCAAGAAGAACGGCGUUUUAUCAACAACAUUUCCGCAAGUUAAUGGAAAAACGUCUAGAAUGGAUUACAUUUUGGAAUCAAAAAACCAAACUCAACCUCAAGACAGAUGCACCUAUCCAGACUGGUGGACAAAGGAAGAAGGACAGAUUAGGACUUGUAUUCUUAUUUUAUGUGGAGAUGAUUGACUCAAUACUUCCCAAAAGCCAAGGAAUCACGUCGGAUGAACACAAUUCAAAUAUUCUUGAAUCUGCCUUUGAAAAUUUUGAAACAUUCUUGAGGGAAAACGGAAAAGUAGAAAAUUCGACGACCCUUGAUAGUUUUCUUCAAUAUACUAUUCUGUCUUUCAAUUGA
This is a messenger RNA of Puccinia triticina, 1626 nucleotides long. RefSeq lists its product as uncharacterized. The record is from RefSeq and is a predicted model, not a curated record. Lineage: Eukaryota; Fungi; Basidiomycota; Pucciniomycetes; Pucciniales; Pucciniaceae. The transcript is spliced from 3 exons. Bases 1 to 1626 code for a protein of 541 amino acids.